Messenger RNA from Mytilus californianus (California mussel), 2734 nucleotides. Its product is annotated as sulfate transporter-like. NCBI's taxonomy places the organism in Eukaryota, Metazoa, Mollusca, Bivalvia, Mytilida, Mytilidae. Bases 758 to 2227 code for a protein of 489 amino acids. The transcript is spliced from 2 exons. Gene Ontology annotation, molecular function: chloride transmembrane transporter activity; oxalate transmembrane transporter activity; bicarbonate transmembrane transporter activity. Gene Ontology annotation, biological process: transmembrane transport. The record is from RefSeq and is a predicted model, not a curated record. Gene Ontology annotation, cellular component: membrane.
UUCUAUUUAUAAAAUUGUAACAAAACCUCGCAACUCUGGAUAACAAAACGUUUAUUUUUUUUAUUUUGCAGCAUGUGUAUACACAGCUGAUGAAAAACAGUAAAUUUUAACUAAGAUGUAACCACACAUAAAAAAGUAAUAAAUUCUCCUGAGGUCUAAUUCGUCUACCGACGGCGUCGGGGAGAUGUCGUCUGACGUUUUACAUCUUUCCAGAUAUCUUAAAACACAGUCUGAGUUGUCUGAAUGUUAUGGCAAACCACAGCCCUCGUCUAAGUCAUUUACGGAGAAUAUUAAAGACAAAUGCAAACUUUCCAAAGUAUGCCCAUUUUUACUAUCAUUAUUUCCAAUCAUAAAUGUCUUAAAAACCUAUAAGUUCCGGGUGUACAUCUUAGAUGAUAUAAUAAGUGGCUUAUCUGUGGCUUGCCUUCAUGUACCUCUGGGACUUGCAUUGGGCAUAUUAGCAUCAUUAUCGCCGGCGUAUGGGUUGUACACGUCAUUCUUUCCAGUGCUUCUGUAUGCUAUUUUUGGAACAUCUCAACACGUUUCGAUUGGAACAAAUGCUGUGAUUGCUAUUUUGACAGCAGAACUGGUUGAAGUGCAGUUAGAACAGUAUGAUUUGAGUCAUAACUCAGCCUUUAACGGUUCCACGGAUAAUAAUCUAACAACAACUUAACCGGACACCGAGAAUUCGGAUUUAGAGUACAAAGUGUCGGUAGCAGCAGGCUCGUCAUUUAUUGUUGGAUUGUUGCUGUUCAUCAUGGGGUUGUGUCGAAUGGGUUUUAUUACAUCAUAUUUGUCAACGUCUUUCAUUGCAGCUUUUACCACAACCGGUGCUAUUCAUAUCAUUUCCAGCCAAAUCCCUAAUGCACUUGGCAUAACAAUUCAACCCGUUAACAAACCAGGAAAGCUGAUAUAUGUUUAUAAUGAAAUAUUCAAAGCGUUUCCAAACAUUCAUGUUGCUACAUUAUUGGUCUCCAUCAUAUGCUUAAUAAUACUUGUAUUGGUAAAAGAUGUUAUUAAUGAGAGAUGCAAAAACAAAAUGAAAAUGCCAAUACCAAUCGAUUUUAUUUUAGUUGUCGUAGCAACAAUUAUUUCGUACUUUGCAAAAUUUCAUGACAACUUCGGUAUAGCUGUAGUAGGAGAAAUACCUGCUAGACUGCCAACGCCGCAGCUACCUCGAUUGUCUGUAGAUAUAAUAGGACAUAGUGCUGUCGUCGGUACAAUCGUGUUUGUACUUACGAUUUCGAUGGCCCGACUUUGUGAAGUGAAACACGGAUAUUCAGUUGACGACAAUCAAGAACUCGUCGCUUACGGCAUUGCAAAUUUAGGUGGGUCUUUUUUCUCCUGCUUUCCGGCUUGCGUUGCACCACCUCGUACAAUUGUCUUGAGUACAAUGGGAGCAAAAACGACAUUUAGUGGUAUGGUAUCAGCUGUUUUUGUAUUGCUUGUAAUAAUAUUCAUAGGAAAAUAUGUUGAAUCAUUACCUAAAGCUGUUCUUGCCGCUAUGAUUAUCGCAGCUAUUAAAAACCUCUUAUACCAGUUCAAGGACCUACCGAUGCUGUGGCGAGUAAACCGAUAUGAUUUUGUUAUCUUUGUGGGUACAGUACUGAGUGGUGUCUUUAUUGAUUUUCCUUACGCUUUGUAUGUAGGAGUUCAACUUUGUCUUUUAACAGUUGUUGUGCAAAGUCAAAAAUCAACUUCGUAUACCAUUGGAAAAGUUGAGCAGGAAGAUCGUCUUCUUGAUCAAAAGACGCACUAUGUUCCAUUAAGUAACCCGAAAAUUGCGAUAUUCCGAAUGGAAUCAUCUCUUUACUUUGCUACAUCUGACAAAUUUAUAAAGGAAUUAUACAAAGCAACAUUUAAUCCGAAAGCCUAUCGAAAACAACCGGAUUUAAAUGUUGAAAUUAUCAUUAGUCAAAGCAAAAAUAACGGUAACAAUGAUAUAGGUAUUUCUUUGUCCAAAACAAAUCACGAAAACGAAAAACCCGUCGUACCUCUUACGCAUAUUAUUAUCGACUGUUCGUCUAUGAACUAUAUCGACAUGAAUGGUAAGAAGGCUUUAAUACAGAUCAACUCCGAAUACAAACAAGUUGGUGUCGUCGUCAUGUUGGGAAAUUGUACUCAUUUCAUGAAAACGUUCACGGAGAAAUCGGAUUUAUCAGAGGAAAUAGACAUGAAAAAUGUGUAUUCUGACAUUUUAGAUGCUUAUUUUGCAGCAACGCAUUAAGAACAUUAUACAACUUUGAAUUGACAUUUGUAAGUGGUGCUAUUGAUUAGAAUCUAUCGUUUUAUUUUUGAAUUGCGCAGUUAAUACAGUCAAUGUAUCUAGUGUACAUAAUUUACAUACAUACAAAAGAUUAUACCAUUUGCUUUUCAAAUUAAAUCCUUAUUUGCUAUAAAAUUAAGAUUCAUUGAUUCAGAAGUUAAUCCGACUGAUCUUUAACAUGACACUUUCUUUAAGAUUUUCUCGGGAAAGUAGGACUGACGAAUGGUCAUUACUAUAAUGCGCAAAAGGCGUCUUUUUUCGUUCUAUUUUAUCUCAUUUUGGCAUUACACAAUUUUAUAUCAAAUUUCAAUGCAGUUAUUUCACAUAUGUCGCAUUGAGAAAUAAUUUAUUGAAUAAAAGGUUGUUUUUUUUUUUAAAACAUGUUCGCCACACCUUGACAGAUUUAUGUACAUAUCUGUUAAAGGGUGUUUGUUUUAUUUUUUGGUCAUAUUAUAUUAAUUGAACAUA